AUGUCCGCAUCCCCCUCCGAGAUCUCCGGCGCCUUUGCCCUUCCAUUGCUGCAACGACCAGCAGCCUCAGACCAACUCCUCGGCAUACAUGCCAGUUCCCAAACACUAUCGCACCUAUGCCUCUCAUUUCUAGCACUGAUCCAGCGCCUCGACAUUGAUUUCCUCCCGAUAGCCUGGCACUCGGCCCUUGCAGGCGCCCGGCGCGGGGGCACUGCACAACUGCACCAGAUGGCCAUCGAUUGCCAGAGUGCAUUCGCGUUCAAGAGGUUCCUGCUGCUGCGCGGCGAGCAGGGCGUGAAGGACUGGCUGAUACUCCAAACGGAGGUUUCUGUGCUCGGGCUGCCCGCCGUUCGAGGGUGCAAGAACAUCGUCGCCAUAGAAGGAGUUACGUGGCAUAUCUAA
Messenger RNA from Exophiala aquamarina CBS 119918, 402 nucleotides. RefSeq lists its product as uncharacterized. The coding region runs from base 1 to 402 and encodes 133 amino acids. The transcript has a single exon. NCBI's taxonomy places the organism in Eukaryota, Fungi, Ascomycota, Eurotiomycetes, Chaetothyriales, Herpotrichiellaceae. The record is from RefSeq and is a predicted model, not a curated record.